Messenger RNA from Moneuplotes crassus, 415 nucleotides. NCBI's taxonomy places the organism in Eukaryota, Ciliophora, Spirotrichea, Euplotida, Euplotidae. The record is from the annotation of a GenBank genome assembly.
AUGAUUGUGAAACUUUCUUCUUUGAUUCGAAAUACCUCAGAUUCAAUCUUAGCUUGAUCCAAAAUAUCUCAGAUAAGCAUCUCAAGAAUGCUACAUGAUGGCGAUGUAAUCUGCAUAAAGCGGCUAUUCUUGCGUACUAAUGUGUGCACACCAGCUCUUAAGAUGCUGUAUUAGAGUUGAGCGAAGUUCUGAAUUCAUGCAAAAAAUUGGAGAAUAUCUGUAGUUGGAAGUAAUUCUUAACCUUCGCUUCUUUGAUCUGACUGAUUUGAUUAACCUCAACAAGCAUGUACAUGAACAACUCAUCAGUGUCAGAGAUGCUUGCAGAGUCAACUAUUCCAAAUUUCUCAACAAAUUCUAAUUUAAGGCUAUUACAUUGGUGCCUGUCAAAUAUAUACUUCCCAUAGAUUGCUGAUUC